Trichechus manatus latirostris (Florida manatee) is the source of this 3821-nucleotide messenger RNA. It is a transcript of the gene MED15, whose product is annotated as mediator complex subunit 15. NCBI's taxonomy places the organism in Eukaryota, Metazoa, Chordata, Mammalia, Sirenia, Trichechidae. Gene Ontology annotation, biological process: regulation of DNA-templated transcription. Gene Ontology annotation, molecular function: transcription coregulator activity. Bases 70 to 2373 code for a protein of 767 amino acids. The record is from RefSeq and is a predicted model, not a curated record. The transcript has 18 exons.
GCUGCGGUUGAGGCGGCAGUGGCGGAGCUGAGCUAAGUGGGGUGCGGGCGGCGGGAUUGGGGGUCCGGCAUGGACGUUUCGGGGCAGGAGACCGACUGGCGGAGCGCCGCCUUCCGGCAGAAGCUGGUCAGUCAAAUUGAGGAUGCCAUGAGGAAGGCUGGCGUGGCCCACAGUAAAUCCAGCAAAGAUAUGGAGAGCCAUGUGUUCUUGAAGGCCAAGACCCGGGACGAAUACCUCUCUCUUGUGGCCAGGCUCAUUAUCCACUUUCGAGACAUUCAUAACAAGAAAUCUCAAGCUUCUGUAAGUGAUCCUAUGAAUGCCCUGCAGAACCUGACUGGUGCCCCUGCUGCAGGAGCCACUGGAAUCAACAUGGCUGGUCGAGGCCCAGGACAGACCCUAGGUGGGAUGGGCAGCCUGGGUGCCAUGGGGCAGCCACCUCCAGGAACCUCCGGAAUAGCCCCACAUGGUAUGGCUGUUGUAUCUACAGCAACUCCACAGACCCAGCUGCAGCUCCAGCAGGUGGCGCUGCAGCAGCAGCAGCAGCAGUUCCAGCAGCAGCAGGCAGCGCUACAGCAGCAGCAGCAGUUCCAGGCGCAGCAGAGCGCCAUGCAGCAACAGUUUCAGGCAGUGGUGCAGCAGCAGCAGCAGCAGCUCCAGCAGCAGCAGCAGCAGCAGCAGCAGCAGCACCUGAUUAAACUGCAUCAUCAGAACCAGCAACAGAUACAGCAGCAGCAACAGCAGCUGCAGCGGAUGGCACAGCUGCAACUACAACAGCAGCAACAGCAGCAGCAGCAGGCUUUGCAGGCCCCACCGAUGCAGCAGUCACCAAUGCAGCAGCCACAGCCUCCACCCACCCAGGCCCUACCGCAGCAACUGCAGCAGAUGCAUCACCCGCAGCACCACCAGCCACCGCCGCCGCCACCCCAGCAGCCGCCAGUUGCUCAGAACCAACCACUGCAGCUGCCGCCACAGUCUGUGACAUCCCAGGCACCAGCCCUGCCUGGACAGAUGCUGUACACACAGCAGCAGCUGAAACUUGUCCGAGCGCCGAUGGUGGUGCAGCAGCCACAGGUACAGCCGCAGGUGCAGCCGCAGGUACAGCAGCAAACAGCAGUACAGACACCUCAAGCCGCCCAGAUGGUAGCUUCCGGAGUCCAGAUGAUCACCGCAGCCAUGGCCCAAGGCGGGAUGCAAGUAAGAGCCCGGUUCCCACCCUCCACCGCUGUGUCGGCCGCACCACCAGGCGCCCUUCCCACGGGCGGACAGCCCCCGGCUCAGGUCAGCCAGAGCAGCCUCCCCAUGCUGUCCUCGCCGUCACCGGGCCAGCAGGUGCCAACCCCCCAGUCAAUGCCCCCGCCUCCCCAGCCAUCUCCACAGCCUGGCCAGCCUAGCUCGCAGCCCAACUCCAACGUCAGCUCCGGCCCUGCCCCAUCCCCCAGUAGUUUCCUGCCCAGCCCCUCACCUCAGCCUUCCCAGAGCCCAGUCACUGCACGCACCCCUCAGAACUUCAGCGUCCCUUCACCUGGACCUCUAAACACCCCAGUGAACCCCAGCUCAGUCAUGAGUCCUGCUGGCUCCAGCCAGGCUGAGGAACAGCAGUACCUAGACAAGCUAAAGCAGCUGUCCAAGUAUAUUGAGCCCUUGCGCCGCAUGAUCAACAAGAUCGACAAGAACGAAGACAGAAAAAAGGACCUGAGUAAGAUGAAGAGUCUUCUGGACAUCCUGACAGACCCCUCCAAGCGGUGUCCCUUGAAAACACUGCAGAAGUGUGAGAUCGCCCUGGAGAAGCUCAAGAACGACAUGGCCGUGCCCACACCCCCGCCGCCCCCAGUGCCACCAACCAAGCAGCAGUACCUGUGCCAGCCCCUCCUGGAUGCCGUCCUGGCCAACAUUCGCUCACCAGUCUUCAACCACUCCCUGUACCGCACGUUCAUGCCGCCCAUGGCGGCCAUCCAUGGCCCACCCAUCACGGUCCCUGCGGUGUGUACCCGGAAGCGUAAAUUUGAGGACGACGAGCGACAGAGCAUCCCCAAUGUGCUCCAGGGGGAGGUGGCCCGGUUGGACUCCAAGUUUCUGGUGAACUUGGACCCUUCUCACUGCAGCAAUAAUGGCACUGUCCACCUGAUCUGCAAGCUGGAUGACAGGGACCUCCCAAGUGUGCCGCCACUGGAACUCAGCGUGCCCGCAGACUACCCUGCCCAGAGCCCACUCUGGGUCGACCAGCAGUGGCAGUACGACGCCAACCCCUUCCUGCAGUCGGUGUAUCGGUGCAUGACCUCACGGCUGCUGCAGCUCCCUGACAAGCACUCAGUCACAGCCCUGCUCAACACCUGGGCGCAGAGCGUCCACCAGGCCUGCCUAUCGAACGCAUAGCAGCACCCUGCUGGAGACUGCUGGAGAUGCAGUCUCGUGCUGGACGUUUCUAGGUGUUGUUGGUUCCUUAGAGAGCCUGGGUUUGGUUAGCUUUCCUGCUUUUAUCUUCUGCCUUGGGACCUGCCAGACCUUUUCCCACACUCAGAUAGUCCUCCGACAAGUGGCUGUGGAGCUGACUGAGCCAGGAAGGGCUGGCUGUCUAUUCCUAAAGAAGUCUCUCCAUGUAGACUUCAUCUGGGGUCCAGCACUUCUCUCACCCACCACUCCCCACGCUGCCCCUCUUGCGCUCAUCUGGCACGCACCCCAGUCCUCGCCAAUGCCACAUCCACUGAGUGCAUGAGCGCAGAACUCAGGGUCCUGUUAGAGCAUCAUGUGCAUCCUAGGAUAUGGUUCCACCUGCUUCUGCAAGAGAACAUGGAGAGCAUAGGAAACAACACGGAGCUCUGGGUUUAGACAGAUGACAUCACCUUUGGGAUGUGGGACACAUCACAGGGGCAGUGGGUUCCUGAGGAGCAGGCUUCACCUUGGAGGAAUGGCCUGGCCUCACCUCUGGGCACCUACCCUCCACACCACUGUCCCGGGCAUCCCACAAGUGCCCACAAGUUGGGUCGAGGCAUCAAGGCCCAGCUGUGAAGGAUGGAGCGUGACUACCCUGGCAGCUGUGAUGCAGCCACCCCCCCAGAGCCUGUUCCAGGGCAAAGCCACACUGAGGCUGGGCAGGUGCUGUCCUCCAGGCCUGCCCCAAAGCCAUACACCAUCUCUGUGUACCACCUGCACAUGCCGCCAGGCCACCCUGGGCAUCAGCCAGUCAGCCGGCCUCAGGACAAGAGGAGUCCACCUUUUAUAUGUGCACUAUUAUGUCAUCUGUGGUUCUUAUAAUAAAUUUAUUACUCCUGUGCUUGUCAUGAAUCUGUUACUGCGCUCCCUCGAUGAGUCUUGGGCUCCCUGCCCUGUUCCAUCAGUGUUGGUGACAGUCUGGCCCUGGAUGCCCCAGUUCCUGCCCGUCUGACCCAGCUCUCCAGGCAGAAUUCCUGCCCUGAAGGAGACACUGAAAUGAACACUGAGGAGGUAGGUAGGCAGUGUGGGGAGGACUGGCCAGGGCAGAGUCAGUACUAAACUGGCCAUCCCCAGGGAGCAGAAGUAGCUGCCAUCCAGGAUGGCAAGUGAGGGGUGGCGUGAGCCUUGGACACAUGAUGUCGAGGGUGGGAGACCCAGCUUAGAAAAGUCCAGGCCCCAGAAAGGAUGGGACUCCCUUGGCAGUGGUCCUCUGAAGCGGACAGACAGGGCUCAGCCAGGUGAGCCAUUGAGCAGUACUUCCCAGCCAAGGCAGGACAGCACAAGGCCAGAAACCUGGAAGGCAGCCCCCGGUCCUGCCAGGGUCCCCCACAUCACACCAGUUCCACGUGGAUGCUUCUGGCUCCCAGAGGACGGAGUGGCUUUGCCUGCGC